Molecule: messenger RNA, 474 nt
Organism: Phytophthora infestans T30-4
Lineage: Eukaryota; Oomycota; Peronosporomycetes; Peronosporales; Peronosporaceae
Exons: 2
Coding region: 1-474 (157 amino acids)
Source: RefSeq, a predicted model, not a curated record
AUGAACCAGGCCGCGGUGGUCCCUGUGUCGGAGCUGGUGUCGGAGCUGGUGUCGGAGCUCGAGUCGCUACCUGACUUCCAGGCCCGGGUGGUCACCGUCGUGGUGCUCUGUUGCGUGUCUGUCGUGACGACUCCGACCACUUGUUGGUUAAUUAAGGUGGACGGGGGGUAUGUCCCCAAACUACGCAGUAUACGGCCGUCUACAGCCGUCAGUAGCAGUGCAAGUGCCAGCACGAGCACCGCUACAAGUAGUAGAGGCGACGCGCGUCUCCGCCAUCGCGGCGCCAGAUACACGCACAUCCACCGCCUUGGAGGAUUUUUCUCGACUGCCAAGAUCAGCGAUUGCGAGGAGGUCAAGUCAGACCAGAAGAGAGAAGAAGGGCAAAGCGGCUUGGGGAUCUCGGCGCAAUUCGCAGGGCUUUGCAGGCCGACCUUUUCGCGCUUCCCGACUUUCCUGUCUCUUGCCGGAGCGUAG